This is a messenger RNA of Aspergillus melleus, 507 nucleotides long. RefSeq names its product phytanoyl-CoA dioxygenase family protein. The transcript has a single exon. Bases 1 to 507 code for a protein of 168 amino acids. The record is from RefSeq and is a predicted model, not a curated record. Lineage: Eukaryota; Fungi; Ascomycota; Eurotiomycetes; Eurotiales; Aspergillaceae.
AUGGUUAUUUGCAAACAGCCGGGGAUUGGAGGCGCGGUGCCCCCGCAUCGGGAUUCGGAGUUUUUGUAUACGAGUCCGCCGUCGGCUGUGGGGUGGUGGUUUGCGUUGCAGGACGCUGGGCCGGGGAAUGCGACGCUGGGUAUGUUUCCUGGUUCGCAUCGCGGGCGGACCAGUGGGGCUGUGAAGAGGCGGUUUGUGAGGAGGGCGGAUGGUAAGGGGACGGAGUUUGUGGUGAAUGAGGGCGCGAGUUUGCCCAGGGGCAUGGAGGAAGAGGAGGUUGAGGGCGAAGCGCCCAAGGAGGAGGAUGUGCAGGUGUUGGAUAUCAAGGCUGGUUCGUUGGUCUUGAUUCAUGGCAAUGUGCUGCAUCAGAGUGAGAAGAAUACGAGCCAGAGGAGUCGGUUUGCGUAUACGUUUCAUGUUAUUGAAGGUGCGGAGGGUUGGGAGUAUGAUGAGAGGAAUUGGCUGCAGCCGUCGGAGGGAGGGUUUUCCAAGUUGUAUCGGGAUUGA